Molecule: messenger RNA, 339 nt
Organism: Striga asiatica
Lineage: Eukaryota; Viridiplantae; Streptophyta; Magnoliopsida; Lamiales; Orobanchaceae
Source: the annotation of a GenBank genome assembly
AUGAAAUAUCAACUUGCAACUACUGUUCCCAAAGAAAGUAUUUGUUCGGUGAAGCAGAAAUGUGAGAUCAUUAAGCGAAGUGUUCUUCAAGAUAUUUUUACAGAUAGAGAAAGCAGAAAAGCCAUUCAAAACCGAAAUUUUGCUAGAUCCUCAGCAGAUGAAAACACAAUUGCUACAAAGAAACAAAACAUAAAGCCAAAGAACUGUAAUCUCAAUUGGAUAUUUGAAGAUUAUACCUGCUCUAGAAUCGCCUUGGAGUUCGGAAAUGGGGGUGAGAGGGGACUGGCAGUGCGAGAGGGCCAAUGGCGGAGGCUGUUGCGUGAUUUAUAUGCUGGCUGA